AUGGACUUUCCCAUUGAUGGAAUAUCCCAAGCCAACGUGGGAGCAGAUGGAGCUGAAAACGCUGCGGACAAAGAGGCCUCCAGCGUUGCUGUGUCGAGACCUCAGCAGAGCCCAUACGAUGGCGAUCUGCUUGGGUGGCCAGUAGGGAUGAGUGACGGCACUGGAAGUGAACAGAGCGGUCUCCAUGAUGACCGGUUUGAUGAAGACUACUGGGAACCCUUGGGGUGCCCCCGAACCUUGGCUGACCAGUUUGAAAACAUGAGUACUGACAGGAUGAACCGCCUCUUCUUUCACAACAGCAUGAUGAGCAUUGGCGCGGAACUGCCAAAGCUGCCAUGGGAAGAAGGAGUGUUUGCUCAGAUCUUUGGGACAGCAGACCCUUUUGGUUUGCCGGCGGAGAGUGACUACACGCCUAUGCCUGCUUUCCCGGUCUUUAAGACCCUGACGACUAUGGACCAAGCGUCAGAGUCUUCUGCCGCUGCAGCCAGUUAUGGCAUCCCGAAGUUUGCCAAGCAUGUGAAGGCCUUGUGUGACACUGAUUACAAGCAAGCCCUGGAUUUGAAGUGGGCGCGAGCCCUAGCCAGUUGGCUCACCUACUUGAAACCAGCAGACCAAGACCGUGAAGGUGUGUUGACUUACAUCCGAGAUGCAUGUGGGGUUAGGUCCCCAAGCACUGUGUUGAAGAGGGCCCGCGACUUGCAGCAGUUUGUCAACUGGUGCACAAGCAAGGACAAGCAGCGGCCGAUCUCUGAGAAGGACCUGUUGGAUUUCCUCAGGUCAUGCGAAGCAGAGGGCAGGAGCAAGUUCAUUGGGAAGAACUUAGUACACGCCAUUAAGUUCUUCAAGUUUGUCAUGGGAGGCAACAUCGAACUAGAGGAGACGCUGGGACCAAUGCUUCAAGGUAGAGUGAUGAGGAUCCUUGCAACACGGGAACCUACUCAACAAGCUCGAGCGCUAACUGUGCAGGAAGUGCUACAACUAGAAGCGAUGGUGCAUACAUCACGCUGCCUCUUGGACAAGUACUUCGCUGGUUGCUUGCUCUUUGCCUUGUUCUCUAGAGCAAGGUGGUCCGACCUCUCUUCUAUGCAGAGCUUUGGAUUCGAUGUCAUGGAGACGGACAGUGGCCCAUUUGGCUUCGUUGAAGGCAGAACAAGGAUUCACAAGACCUCGAAUACGGCAGAGAAGAAGGCGCUGUAUCUCCCCUUUUGUCGCCCCGAUAGAAGGUGCGGGCGAAAAACUGAACUAGGCAUGCUCCGUGACCGUGAGCCCUAUGGAGCCGUGUGCCGGGCCCCUACAUCUGAGGGCGGCUUCACCAAGCGGCCGCUGACGUCUGCUGAGGCUUCAUCGAUGCUCAACGACUUCCUGGGCGUCGCCGACACCAAAGAGACAACAAGCUCCCACAGCUUGAAAGCUACCACGCUGGUGUGGUGUGCCAAGUCUGGGAUCGAUGACACCAGCCGUGCAAUGCUGGGACAUCAUGCAAUCAAAGACAAGUCCCUUGCCUGCUACUCACGGGACCUCUUGUCACGGCCGCUACGUGACUUGUGUGCGAUGCUCCUGAACAUCCGUCGGGGUUAUUACAACCCAGAUGGAACGAGGUCGGGCUACAUGAAAGAAGUUCAGGAGGUGCACAUGGGCAAGACCGCGACCAGGGCUGGGGAAGCGCCCCACUCACCGGUCAGCGUUGUCCCGAGCCCGAGCCUAGCAGAAGAGUUUCAAGAAGCAGCACCGGCAAAGGAAGCCGAUCCCUCUGCGAGCCGUGCCUUCCUUCGAACCCUUUCAACGAGGGGGAGCAUGGAGAAGCUUGCUUCGAGGUCUUCGAGGAAGGCCAGGUUGUUUACUCAGAGGAGCUCUGAGGAGAGUGAAUGCGCCACCGAGACAAACGAAGAGGUUUUCCACAAGAAGUUUGAUAGCGCCAUCAACAGUGGAGUGCCUCAAGCCGUUGAGGGCCGGCUGAUGCAGAACAAGAGCUCACAGCUCACAGCUCUUGAUGAGAAAGAUUUCCAAGACAGAACAAGCACCUAUUUUCAUAUGUUAGUUUGUGAAUUCCUGAAGCACAAGUUUUCUUUUGAAAGCAUGGCUGCCAUGAACCUGACCGAUAGCUCUGCUGCCUUCGAGAGACAAGCCGUCCAACUCGGACUCCAUGAAGAAUUCCUGGCUGGACUCAAGGCUGCUGGAGUGAAUACCCUGGGUCGUCUAGCCUUUGCCUGUGGACAACCAGGUGCCGCGGCCGCCGAAGCAGCCAUUCGACAGCCCAGACGUCAGUCAUCGCACAGUCAAGAGCGCUGGCCGACCCAACUGCCGAUCCGACACAGAACAAGAUACCCGCUUGCAGAACAAAGAGACAGGUUGUCUGUGUUGACACUCGAAGGGCCGCUUGAAGUAGCCCAUUGUGUCUACGACACGGUGAGUGGAAUGAUGCAGGCCGACGCCCUCAAAUACUUGAACCCAGCCAAGUGCAUUGAUGGAGAAGGACAAGGGGGAGAAGAUGAAGAUGAUGCUGUGGCUGUGGCGUCCGUGGUGGCGCCGGCGGUGAAUGAGAAUGACCCCGUGACCGACAACGGCAAUGGCAAUGCAUCGCAUCAGCCCAAGGUGAGUCUUCAGCCUGAGACCUUUGAGAACGAGCGCAAGGAUGUGCAGAAGGAGGUGAGCGACUCAGCAGCGCAUACAAUGCAGAAUCAGAAGCGGUCUGACCAAUCAGCACAUGACACCAUGUUAGAUGAACCUGACAUGUCAUCAGUUGGUAAGGAAGAGAAUCAGGAUGAAGAGAAUCGUGGCCAUGGCCUCAACCCUAGCCGGGGUCAGAGCCAAGAUGAUGCGACAUACGUUGAUACACAAGUUGAUACAGCAUUUGAUAAUCAAGGAACAGAGAUGGCAGAAAAAGAGACGGAGACGGUGGCGAAGAUUCAGACCAAGAGUCCAACAGUAGCCACUACAACAACAGUGGCCCCGGCCCCCGCUGGCCCGGCAGGUUCUGUACCCCGAAUGCAAGAGAUCACCAUGACCAAGCCACCAAUGGAAUUACGUCUAGACUCUACCGGACAAGGAAUCAUGGUCAAGGACGUUCAGAACGAGCAGCAAUGCCACGUCACCACAGAGCUCGAUGUCAUGGAAGCAAUGACCAGGAGGAGCCUUGCAUUCGAUGUGGUGGGCCUGAUUAGCAACUUUGACGUGUUUCAGAAGUGGAUCCAACACUUGUUUCAAAUCAUGAGACAGCCUGCGCCACCUGGCUUCAAGCAACCAACCAUCACGCAACUGAUGCGUGCAGAUCGACAGGCCUUUGUGCGAAUGCAAGAGCUGACAAGAGAUAAGAGAUGGGAUCAAGCCAAAGCCAGAUGGCACAAGGCCCCUGGACGCGGUGCUCGCGCUCAUGCCCAAUGA
Messenger RNA from Cladocopium goreaui, 3381 nucleotides. NCBI's taxonomy places the organism in Eukaryota, Dinophyceae, Suessiales, Symbiodiniaceae. The record is from the annotation of a GenBank genome assembly.